Molecule: messenger RNA, 1083 nt
Organism: Penicillium paradoxum
Lineage: Eukaryota; Fungi; Ascomycota; Eurotiomycetes; Eurotiales; Aspergillaceae
Product: DUF3632 domain-containing protein
Exons: 1
Coding region: 1-1083 (360 amino acids)
Source: RefSeq, a predicted model, not a curated record
AUGCAUCCUCUACGUGAUUCACUGCUUGGACCUUCGCCAAAAGGCAUCGCCGACAUCAGCUGCCUAGACAGCCGCUCUCAUAGCCAGGAAGAUGUGCGGCAAUCCAUCGCCCGGGGGGAAUUGGAGGAAGUCCGGGGAGCAGCUAUCUAUAAUAGAACCUGGAUCACCAGCGACCGAUACUGCAAUGUUGGGGAUGGGGUGGAUUCCCUCGAAGGCUACCUUCAUGAGAUAUGGUAUAUGUACUUCCAACUCAGUCAACAUACGUCGCAUGAAAAGCCCGACCACGAUCGUCUGGUCCUAGAUAUCCUCCGCAUCCAGGGAAAGGGGCCGUUGACUAGACCUGUGAAGGGAGUGUACGGGAUUGACAUCGCACGAACGGUUGAAGGCACGCUGUGGAAUGACCUGCCCUUCUUGGUUACUGAUAUGACCGACUUAUGGAUAAACAACGGGGGACCAAUGUCGGGUACCCAGCGCCUGAACUUUGCCUCCUUCCUAGCCAAACUAGCGUCCACCCGCGUCUGCAAAGACAGAAUGUGCCAAGUCGCCCUUCUCAUCUUCCGCUGUCUGUUCGAAGAGAGACAAGAGCUUCGCACUACUGAUGAUCAAGAUGAUGAAACCCCAAAACGGAGUAUGAGUUCACUGGAGAUUAUGCAUUUAUUGCCAGCUGCCUCUGCGUGGUUUGACGAGGCAGCGUACAAUCUCAUGCAACUCUCGGAGGUUUCUUGGAAUGAUUGCCCAAGCGAAAUUAGCCAGGGAGGCCAGAUGUUCAUCGAGUCGGAGUUCGGGAAGCGAUCACCGACUGGAUUCACACCAUGGAGGUGGAUGUACUGGCUCAAGCGACUCCAUGAAAUUGAGGAGGCGGCAAAAGAGGCUGGCGAGAAACGUCUGGAGGAGUAUGCCACCGGCGCUAUCUCAAGCAUGAUCAAGGAGAUGGAAGAGCGAAACUCUCACAUUCUGAGGGUUUACAAAACCAGCGGCGAUGUCAUCUAUCAUGAUAAACGUUUGUUCCGUCUGAAAGCGCUUGUGGGGGGCGAAGACACCCAGGAGAAUGAAGAACCCAAGGCGAACAACAAUACAGACUGA